Messenger RNA from Aedes aegypti (yellow fever mosquito), 5522 nucleotides. RefSeq names its product bromodomain adjacent to zinc finger domain protein 1A (gene Acf). Lineage: Eukaryota; Metazoa; Arthropoda; Insecta; Diptera; Culicidae. Gene Ontology annotation, molecular function: protein binding. Gene Ontology annotation, biological process: chromatin remodeling. The coding region runs from base 504 to 5180 and encodes 1558 amino acids. The record is from RefSeq and is a predicted model, not a curated record. The transcript is spliced from 5 exons.
UUCUUGGCAUUUUCUGGCUAUCCGACAUUGCGUUCUCCGCGGAGCGUCGAUAGAAAACCAGUAAAUUCUCAGUGAACUCGAAAGGAUUAUCUUCUAAAUGGUGUUCAAUGUGAUAUUUCAAGUGCAUUGCCUAUCGUGAAAGUGUUAUCGUCAAGUUUCUGUUGCUUUUUGGAGGUAAAUUAAAGUUUCCAAAAUUUCCCGCCUCCAAGCCGAACUGUCAGUUGGUGAGCGCGUAAACAAAAGUUUACAAAACUCCGCGCGAGAAAAGUUCUCGCGGUCUGGGGAGAGCUCAGCACUCACCACUGGUUCUUUGUGCGAGUGUGUUGGUGUGUUGCGUUGACUGAGGCACUCACCAUCGCUUUGACAAGCAGUUGAGAGGGAAAAAAGCGAAAAAAAAGUGUUCAAAUCAAGCCAGCCAUUGAAGAGCACGGACGGAAGACGGAACAUCAAAGCAAGCCACCUUCGAGAAAAAAAGUGUCUGGCAAGUCGCAACCCGGAGGAAAAUGCCUCUCCUACGGCAAAAGCUGUUCCAGAAAGUGUCCGGACAAGAAAAACAUCGCGAUAGUGACGAAGUGUUCUACUGUGCGACCACUAAUGAAAUCUUCAGCAAUUACGAAGACUAUUUCCAUCAUGUCGUGCUCAUCUCAUCGAUCGUAUGGACGUGUGAGAUCACGGGCAAACCGAAUCUUACCUACACGGAAGCGCUGGAGUCCGAGAAGCAGGCACGCAAGCUGGUCCGAUCGUUUCCCGCUGCGGUCAAGGGUCCGUUCCUGCUGGUGGCAUCCCACACCAAGCGGAGUUCCUUCAACGAGAUGCUCGAUGAUGUCUUCGGUUUUGUCAAAGAUCAUUACUUCAAGGGAGAAACGGUCGACGCCAUCGAUCCCAACGAAAACGUCUACCGGGAGGCUAAGAUUGUCGAAGUGAUCCCACCGAGUAACAAAACCAGUCCAGUAAAAGCUGAAAAAAUCAAGUACCGCGUCCGAUCCGACGAUGGCAGUGAGCCAAAAGAGUGGACCUUGAGUGCAGAAAGUAUCAAACGGGACCGUAGCUCAGCUACUCGGGACAAGUGUAAGGUUUUCCUAAAGCAAAACGUAGAGCAGGUCAACGGAGUGCUUCGGAUAAAAGAUGCUCCCUUCAAGAAGCACGUAACCGAUGAGAAAAUUACGGACGCUAUGAUAUUCUUCGGUAAGCCACCGGACUUUGGAACAUCAAAAAGUUUGCAAAGGGCCGAAGAGAAGAAGCGCAUUGAGCAGGAAAAGAAAAAAUCUUCCGAAAACGGUCCCAAGAAACGUGGCCCCAAACCUGGUUUCAAGAGAGGCGAUGGCAAACAACAAAGCAUGACAAAGUAUUUGAACAAAUCGUCCGAAGCAACGGACGAGAAGAAAUCAGAGAAAAAUUUAAAGCAAGAGAUGGAACGCAAACGGCAAGAGAAAGCAGAAAAAGAGGCUUUAGAGAAAAAGCUCUGGGAAGAGCGGAAGGCGAUUCUUACCGAACAGGUUGCAAUUGCCAUUAAAAAGUUCAAUACCAUUCAGGAAGACUUGGAGCUGAACGAUCAAAAAAUCAUUCCAGAACCCAAACCAGUGAGCACCAUUAUUGAUUCGAAGCAUUUUAGUGAUUUUAUGUACAUUUUGGAAUUUAUGACGUCUUUCUCUGAACUAUUGUCGAUUAAAGAUAAAUUUUCGAAUGGUCUGUCUAUGGAUCUAUUGGAGAGAGCUUUGCUGCUAAAGGAAGUAAAUGGUCCGUUGAGUGACAUAUUUCAAGUUCUGCUGAGUACUAUUUUCUCACACCAAGUCGAGGAAGAAAACGAAGUAUACAUUCGGUACGAUACAGCGUCCGACUUUGGCAUGCGAAAAAAUGGAAUCCCGUUUUUCAAAAAAGCGACCUUAGCUGGCAUAUGGUGUGAGACUCACUACUGCGCCAAAUUGAACGAACUGCCGAUGGAUUCUACCACCGUUUCGGAAAUACUUCGAUUGCACUUUCUUUCGUCCGGUGCACUGAUUGAAGAAAGGGGAGCCAAGUGGCGGUACUCCAUGCGAGGAGGCUAUCACAGCUCCGACGAUCCUGGAAUCCAGAUAGUGUUGGACAGUCCGCACAUUUUGAAGGCACUCAGUUCGCACACGGUGUUUCAACUUCCAGUUGGCGACGUUUUGAAGAUUUUGAAAUGCCUUAUCGACCAGCUGUUGACGUACAGCAGCGUGCGGGAAUUGAUUGAAGAGCGCCUAGAGAAGGCCAAGAUUGCUAAGCAGCAGUACUUGACGGCAAACGUGGCCAAGCGAAAGCGCGAAGGGCGCAACGCCUCCGAGAAGUGGGAUAUGAGGAACGAAAUCAAGAAGAAGGUCGUUGCUCACGAGGGUACCGUCGAGGAGAAAGCUGCUCUGCGUAAGGAACUAGAAGAAAAAAUGGCUCAAGAUAUAGUGAAAAUGGACGCCGACACCGAACGUGAUGUUAAAAAUAUUCAGAAAGAUAUCGAAAAAUGCAAAAUUAAUUUCUUUGAUUACCAAAUUUAUCUCGGAUCGGAUCGUGCGCAUCGCAGUUAUUGGCUAUUUGAGUCUUUGCCGGGUUUAUUCGUAGAAUACGACCAAACGCUGUCCGGCAAAUGUCUGCAGGAACCUACGCCACAUAUUCCCGGACUGGCCUCUUGUCCCGCUGAUAUGAGGAAAAAGUUCAUUACCCAAACAAUCAUGAAUAACAAACUUAGUGAAGAGGACAAAGAAAACCAUGCAAAUAAAAAGGGAUCACUUCUUGAAAAGCUUAUGUUGAAUGGAAGCGCCAAAAUUAAAGCAUUGAUUGAUCAAAACAAAACUGCCAUGAAUGGAGCUUCUGAGGAAGAUCCGUUAGAUACUAAAACCGAUGUUCCCAAAACGCCUUCCAAUGCAGAACUGCUCAUGUGUACCGCUAAUCCGAAAACUUGUCCAGUGCAUGGCGAUACUUAUUCAGGACCAGUUUGGGGCUUUUUCCACACGGAGGAAGAAAUCAAUGCUCUAAUUGAAAGUCUCAAUCCUAGAGGUAUUCGAGAGAAAACCCUACGCGAGAAUCUGGAAAACGAAAAAGAACUCAUUUUAACACAUCUUAAGGAUUGUCCAGUAGAUCAAAUUACUGCAAAAAUAGAGAAUCGAGAGGAAAUACUAGCGGCUAUCAAUGCCAAGUACAUUAAGAAGUACGAUUCUCCUGACUUCAAUCACGAGCCAGGAACGAAUCCUAGCGUUAUUUUUGAAGCUACCUUGCGGGAGAACCUUCUAGAACUUGAAUCCAAAAUUUCGAUUGGCUACUUAGGCAGCAUGAAAGUGACAGACAGGGAAGAGUGGCGCAGCGCUAUCGAACAAUUCGACUUUAAGCAACUGUCUGCCGAGCAAUUGCGAUGGGGCCGGAAUCGACUGGCGGCAAUGAAGGAGAAAAAAGAGGACGAAGAAGAACAAGAUGAAGGCAUGGAGAAUGACGAAUCGGAUGAUGACAACGAAAAACAACUGUCCCAUGAUAAGGAUCCGGGAUACGAUUUGCCAGACCAGAUCAUCAUUGAUUCUGAUGAUUCAACUGACGAGGCUAAAUUUAUGCAAGAAGCCGCUGUUUUGAAAGAAAAAGUUCACAACUUAGCAACGGCCUUGCUGCAAAUCGAACAGUGCAUCGAUCCGAAGUUCUUAUGCUUUCCAUUCGGAGCUAAGACGAAAAUCAAAGACAAGACAGCCAUCGCUAAAUCAAUAAUCAAGGGACAGAAAAAUCUGGCACGUUGGGAAGAAUCGUUAAUGCGUGCAACUAACUAUUCCCAAAUAUUCCUACAUUACAAUGUGCUGUACGAUACCAUCCAGUGGAACAGAUCAGCCGAGCGAAUCGCUUGUAUGAUUUGUCGUCGAAAGGGUAUUCCAGAACAGACGUUGUUAUGUGACGAUUGUAACCGUGCUUGUCACAUGUACUGUCUGAAACCCAAGCUCAAACAAGUCCCAGAAGGUGAUUGGUACUGUCCGAAAUGCCGGCCGGACGAUUACAAACGUAAAAGGCAGCCCAAGAAGCGGCAGGUCUUUGUAGAAGAGGAGCCUGUGGAAGAAGAAGAACCAGAGGAAGUUGAAGAGGAAGAUCAAGACGCAACUGCAGAUGACGAUGAUACGGAUGCAUCGACCACCGAAGAGGCCCUCGAGUGCAAAAAAUGUAAAGAGACCGGUGCAACUGCGGUGUGUUCUACGUGCUUCACAGCAUAUCACCCGGAUUGUACCAAGUCCCUUUCGGGUACACCGAAAAAACGCUGGAAUUGUGAUACGUGCAAGAAGAAAUCGAAGAAAUCAAGCAGUUCUAAGAAAAAAUCAAAAAGUAGUAAGAAGUCCACGAAAAAAGUGGCCGUACGACUUGCUGCCGCUCCAGUCGAGGACGACAGUUUUGAGAACUAUGACGAUGAUGUCGAAGAUUUCGAAGAGGAAACGGAAGACGUCGUAAACGAAGAGGUAGAGGAAGAAGAAGAAGUUGAAGAGCCAACAAAAGCCAACACGUCAAGAAAACGAAACUCAAAACGCAAAGCUUCAGUAGACGAAAAAUCAAGUGACGAGGAAACGUUAGCAAUGAAAGUAAAGAAGGGACGUCGAUCUUCUGCCAAACGUUCGCUAACGAAUGGAUUCCACGAUGAGGAUGAAAAUGACGAAGAUAUGGUGCCAUCGCCUCCCAGCAAAUCGCGACGAUCGGCAGCAAACGAAGAAAUGAACUCGUCUAAUUCUCGCAAAGCCAGGAGGACUGGUGACGAUCUGCCACUAAAUAGCGUAGCGUUAUACACCUUGCUUGAUGACAUUUUCAAACAUCCGGACUCAUGGCCUUUCGAUAGACCUGUUUCCGUUAAGGAGGUCCCAGAUUACUACACCAUCAUCAAGAACCCGAUGGACUUUGCCAAGAUAAAGUCGAAACUAAAUAUGGGAGAGUACACGAUAAACGAGCAAAUGAUGAACGACAUACAGCUAGUGUUCCGUAACUGUGACUUGUACAACACGGAUGAAACGGAAAUAUACAGAACUGGCCAGAAUCUAGAACGCUUUGUGUUACAACGUUCCAAAGAGUUAUCCCUUCCAUUCAAACCGAGCGACAUGUUGAAGCACGACUCGGUCCUAAAGAAUGGCACCUCCACUCCAUUAACCAACGGUGAGUCCUCGCCCAAAUCGUCACACAAAGAUAGCAGUAGCGGGAAAAGGAGGUCUACGAAAAAGUAAUAAAUUGCUUUUGUCCAACUAAGCGUACAUACAAUAGUUCUAAGAAAGAGAAACACUGGCUAAGUAUUGAUAUGCGUUAAGAGUAGAUUUUACACCUCAUCGUUUCUUGUGACAAUUAUUUCUCGAGGAUGAGCAGUUUUUUAAUACUAGUUCGUACAGUUUAGAUAAAUAUCAUUGAUAACACUUUCUCAUUAUUGGAUACCAUAUCCACCAGAACGUUGGCUAAACUUGCAAAGCAAACUGAUCGUUUAUUGCAAAACAUGCUCUUCUCUCAUUUGUCUAAAUAUUAGGUUUCCUUAUUUUUUUAUUUAUAAUAAAAUGACGUACAUUAAGAUAAAAAAA